Molecule: messenger RNA, 231 nt
Organism: Didymodactylos carnosus
Lineage: Eukaryota; Metazoa; Rotifera; Eurotatoria; Philodinida; Philodinidae
Source: the annotation of a GenBank genome assembly
AUGACUUGGAAUGAAAAAAUGAUGUUUAAUCUAUUAAAAGGUGAUGAUACGAUACAUUUUGAUGUUUAUGAUAAAGAUUUAAUUGGAAGAGAUUCAAUUGGUAAUGGAAAAGUUAAACUUAAAGAAGUAAUUCAGACUGGUCAUUAUGAUAAUUGGGUUAAAUUACCAAGUCAUUUUGGACUAUCAUCACAUGGUGAAAUCCAUAUUAUUAUGAAUUAUAUUGCACCUUAA